CGACUUAAUAACGGACAGUACGAGUUUCACGAAUCGUGCGCAUUGCAGUCUAGCGUAGAGGAUCUUUAUCAUUCAAGAAACGUCAAUGCUCUUAUCUUAUCGUGUACUGGGUGUCCGCGAGAUUCUCGAAAAGCCGACCAUGUCGUAACGCAAGGUGAACAAGUUGCAUCUCGGUUCAACGUACGAAAAAAUGUCCGCGCUGACGCGACUAGAUGAUGUUCGCGAAACGCUGAUUUCACGUUUCGCGAAAGAGGAGUUCUGAUAAUCGUAUUAUUCGACCAUUUCGACGGGAAGCACACUUCGAAACACGAUUACUCGACCGUGCCCUUGCGAUUCAAUUAUUUAUCGCGUCAAUGUGGCAACUUAUAAGUGAUAAGGAGAAAAUAAAGAAAUACCUGGACGAAGAAGCGUCGAGAGUCGAGCAUGGCAAAGAGAGACAGUUCGGAAUCGGAGUGUUCGGAGGCUGAGGACUCAAAUGACUUAGGGGCCUUCAUCAGCCCCGAGAUCUGUGCGAUGGACACUGUGGACAGUGCCAGCAAGCGGCAAGCUACUCGUGUCUUCAAGAAGUCCAGCCUAAAUGGAAAGAUCACCGUGUACCUUGGGAAAAGAGACUUCGUUGAUCACAUAACCCACGUCGAUCCUAUUGACGGGGUCGUACUGAUUGACCCGGACUACGUGAAGGAUCGCAAGGUCUUCGGCCACGUUCUGGCCGUGUUCAAGUAUGGCAGAGAGGACCUGGACGUUCUGGGGCUGUCGUUCCGCAAGGACCUCUACCUGGCGGCCGACCAGAUUUACCCAGAGGUGCCUGGUACCCAGCAAAGGGAGCUGACACGAUUGCAGGAGAGGCUGAUCAGGAAGCUGGGCAGCAAUGCCUAUCCGUUCUACUUCGAGCUGCCACCACACUGUCCAGCGUCAGUGACGCUGCAACCUGCGCCAGGGGACACUGGGAAACCCUGUGGCGUUGACUACGAAUUUAAAGCGUUCGUAGGUGAGACGCAGGACGAGAAACCGCACAAACGAGACCUGGUGAGGCUGGCGAUACGAAAGAUCAUGUACGCGCCCUCGAAACAGGGCGAGCAGCCAUCGGUAGAGGUCAGUAAGGAGUUCGUGAUGUCCCCCAACAAACUCUAUUUAGAGGCGUCGCUGGACAAGGAGCUGUACCAUCACGGCGAGAACAUCGCCGUGAACGUGCACAUAGCGAACAAUAGCAACAGGACUGUUAAAAAGAUCAAAGUGACCGUGAGGCAGUUCGCGGACAUCUGUCUGUUCUCCACGGCACAGUACAAGUGCACGGUCGCCGAGGCGGAGAGCGAUAUAGGGGUAGCGCCAGGAUUCACCCUGAGCAAGGUCUUUUCUCUAAGGCCGACGCUUGCCGACAACAAAGACAAGCGAGGUCUUGCUCUAGAUGGUCAGCUUAAGCACGAGGACACCAAUCUCGCAUCUAGCACAAUGGAGGGGUGCCCGGUGGGGCAAGGUUUCACGCUGAGCAAAGUGUUCUCUCUGACACCGCUUCUCGCCAACAACAAAAAUAAAUGGGGGCUUGCCCUCGACGGCCAGCUCAAACACGAGGACACCAAUCUGGCGUCCAGCACCCUUGUGGUGGAUCCCUCGCAACGUGAGAACCUCGGGAUUAUCGUCCAGUACAAAGUGAAAGUGAAACUCUGCCUUGGAGCGCUUGGAGGUGAAUUAGUCGCGGAGCUGCCGUUCAUCCUGAUGCACCCAAAACCGGAAGAGGAGGAACCGACGCCAUCCACCGCGCGUCCGAGCCCGACGCAAAAAGCAGACAGCGGUGAAAUACCGCUCGACACGAACCUCAUCCAAUUGGACACAGAGGCUUACGGCGACGACGACAUAAUCUUCGAAGACUUCGCCCGCCUGAGGCUGAAGGGCGAGACAGAGGCCUGACCAAGUCGUUCCGGCACCAUUCACUUGUACGAAACAGCAAAACGUCCAAUGUUCCGAAACGCUGCAACGCCGACGAAGCUAAUUUCAUAAAACGUUCGAUGGAAGUUGCCUCGCGAGACAGAGUACCAGAGCCAAAACGAUCGAGGAUCGUAAAAUGCAGAGCAAAAGCUCGCUAGAGCCACCAGGUAACGAAGAAUUAAUUGCUAAGGAACUCGUUUCCAAAAUAUACCCUCAGAAUGGUACUAAUCGCUGCACAAAAAGAAAACGUAACGUGUUCUCUGAGAGAGAUGCAAAGAAAAAUCAGCGAACGAGCGCUCGUCGUUGGGGAAACGUUGCUCGUCAUGACGGAGCGUUUACGCUUUGACGCAUUUUAUUCGUGACAAGUAACGAGGCAUCAAAGACUGAACAACACCCGUUGAAGGAGAAUAUCCAAAAAAGAACCUUAGCCAAUGACGUAUUUAUUAUAGCUCUAUCGAUUACGAGUGACGAUGAACGGACUUCUUGGGAAUCACGUCGAAGACUAUUCGACAUCGAAACUAAAGUCUCUGGAAGGGACUGUAAACGGACAGAUGUUUCUGUAACUUUAAUUACAUGGCCAGUAUAUAAUGUAAUGCAGCCAGUGUUACACGUUGAUUCGCGCAAAAUUUACUCCUAUCGGUCGCAGACUUGUUGUAGGUGUUUACUGAGCACUCGGGGAAGAGAGGACGGUCGCCUUUGUCGAAUCAGACACGUGGACUAUUUAUUUUUGUUUCUGUAGAAUUAUGAUCUAGCUUACUUUGACACUCUGGUCAACGCACGGGAGAAGGUACGCGUUGUACGUUUCGUUUUGUUUCAUCGUCUUAAAGAAGUAGACUCGGACAAACUCAGGGAUAAAGAAUUUGUCUGGAUAGUUGAAUAAUAGAACAGUGGUCGAGCAAACUAAAAUUAUUUAAUGGGAUUCAGUGCAUUUAUGUUACAUUUCUAUGUUAUUUCAAACGUUGGAAUCGUUGGCGACAGAGGACGCCACGUCAGACUGGUCAAGCUGCAGCCUUUUCGAAUAUCAGACUUAGGAAGAAAGCAGCUGUAAUUAUAACUCAAUUGAUAGGAACCAUAAACUGAUCCCGUGGGACUCUACCUCCCUGCACUGCGUUCGAUGGUGUUGCAAUGCAGUAAUUGUUGUUAAUACAUUUUUGUAAACGACCUUCCUUCUUGGCAGAUCUGGUAGAGGCUUCUGAGCGUGAAAUAUGGUUUCAACGUCUUGCUGCCAUAUCAGUUGGUUGUAUCAGAUAUAUUAAUUGGGGGUCUAUCAAAGUUGCAUACAGAAUCAGGGAUGAUGACGUCAUGUUAUAGGGUCGUCUCUCAAAAUCUAUGCUAUAUGAUCACUGAGAAUCAUAGUACAAUAUGUCAGGAAGUAUUUGAGAAAUGUACACCAACAUAUCACCGUAUCAAGACCCAGAUCGUAGACUGUAACAUCAGCAUAGCCAUUAGUACAUCAACAGAGGUCUGAAUCUAUACUGUGUCACACUCUGUGGUAUCAAUGACCUUGGUAAAGUCAAUUUUUAUGCUGAUAAUCAGUUGAAAUCAUUUUCUAUAAGAAACAGCUCGCACGCAGAGACCUCUAUCAAACCUACCCCUAUGAACCAUGAAGAGGCUGCCGAAAUCCCAAGGGAUCUCAAACUUUCCGUUUGGAAACAUCGUCUGAACGACACGAUCGCAAUCUUUGAUCUUUCGACCAGUGUUCACGCUUCAAGCGAACCAGAAGUCUAAAAAAUAGUCGUGCCAGACAACAAUGAUCAUGGCGAACAAUUAUCGAUAGAAUGCGUUACAUUGACCGUAGAUAUAUCUUUGUAUUUGGCGUCUUACAUGAUCGAAGUUCACGUUUUAAGGAUGUUUUUUUGUAUUACCUAAUAUCGAACGACAAACACAGGUCGGAUUUCUUUAAGGCGAAAACAUCGCAACAAAUUCAACGAAUCCUACUUAAACGUUAUAUAUACAUAUAUACAUAUAUACGUGGACAUAUACACACACAUAUACAUAUAUAUUUAUAUAUAUGUAUAGAUGUACGUAAGCCCUGCAUCACUUGCUUAACGAUAAAUUAAGCAACGUUAUAAAACGGAAUUAAGAUAAUAUUCCAACGGUUUUAGCUUUUACACGUUUAUACCAAGUUCGAGAAAGCAUUGGGUUUCUUGCGACGCUACUAAUCGUACGAUUUCGUAUUCCUUUUUUAUGUAUCACGCUUUUGUACCGAACGAAACAUUUAUGGUGCCAUCCUUAUUACCUGGAUUACCAUUGGACAUUCUUUUUUCGGGGGAUUUCGAAUGACGCGGACGAGAAUGUCGAUCAGGUUCCGUUUCGCGAUCCACGAAGACUGUUGUCAAACUGAAUCACCUGUUUUUUAAGCGAAGCGUCAAUUCCGCAUGAGUUUCCCUGGAUCGUUUACGAUUUGCGUUCAGUGUUCGUCGAUGUAACAGUGAUUCUCUUGCCGAGAGGCGGUACGAAACGAAUCGAGGAAGAAUUUAAUCGAGGGGAGUGAGUCAUUCCAGACGUACGUGUUUCGAUGUGAACGCCUUUAGAAACACACGUGGAAUAUUAAAUUAAGCUUCGAGUAGCAGAUCAAACUGACUCGAUGGCUCAAAUGGCCGAAAGAGUGGAAGGUGAUUUUGGACAUUUUUAUUUUGCAAUUUAUAUUCCAUUGAAAGCUCUCCUCUUUGUGCUAGACUGAAAUCGAACUCAAAAUCAUCAUCGAGCCACUGAUCUGCAACUUGGAAACACUAUACUUGUUGUAUUAGCACGAUUCAAACGUUAAGGUGUCCGCUGUCAAUUAAUCGUUACUUCGUCGAGAUCAUGACAAUUUUUCAAGGGCGUUGCGAACGACAGCGAGAUCAAUGCAACCUGUGCGUGCCGACGAGUUUAACUUACAAUUAACGCGAUUGUGCGUCUCGAGGGGAACGACUAUGUUGGCUCAAAACUGAAGAGACUUAGCCUGACAAGGAGUUAUUUUUAAGGACAUCCACUUUCGAAACGAAGAACGGUUCGCUCAGAUUCGUUCGGGAGCCUUGCGGCCACGUUUUCUGUUGUAACGAACGAAAAGUCAAUUGAACAGACCAAAUGAAUGGUAGACUUGUCAUUCUCUUCAACUUUGACCCACCGAGAUUAGCCAGGGCAACGCCGAUCGUGCUCCUGACGUUUUAACGUUGCGCAUGUAUAUACAGGAGGCAAGGAAGAAUAGUAUUUUUUAUCGAUUUAGCAUUUACAGAGUGUUAUUUAGGAGAGACUACCGAUUAUACCAAAGCCAGCAUCUCUCUCUUCGAUGUUUCGUAAGCGAAGAAGCUUCUGGGAGAUUGGGAGGAGGAAGCGCGCGUGUUCCGCGCCAACGAACAUAGUGUUCUCUAGAAGUUACUGACCGAACCAGCCCCCAGAGUUAACUGCGAAUCUCCAUUUAAUGUUUAAACUACCUGUAGGUCGAAGUACGUCAACGUCCGUAAGCUUGGGGUAAAAAAUCGUCAGGAACAAAAAGCAUUCGUAACAGAAACAAAGACUACCACGUCAAACUACAUUCGGAGACUUGUAACUCUCUAUUAAUUUUUAUCUAGAUCCACUUACUCCCUGUUUACAAAUUGAAUUAUAAGAAAUUUUUUAUUCAAAGCUUAACCACCCUUUCAAGAUUGCGACCCUAAGCUUACAGGCGCAAUGCAAGGAAGCAAAGACGAAGGAACGGCAUGUACAAUACGCGUGAGAGUAUAUUUUAUAUUCGAGCGGAUAUUUUUUGUACGACAACCGAGAUUCUGACGAUAGUUGAGAAUUCGGAGGACUUUAGACGAGUACAAGCUUGGAGUUAGAGGAGGGUUAUCCUGACUGCACAAAGAGUACGCGUUGCUUUUCACGAGUCAAUAAUGGGGGUGCUGUUUACAACGAUCGUUUGAAACGAGUGUCCAGUGUCGAUCGAUCGUGCUAAUUCGUUGUAACGAGAAACAAGCCCAUUACGCUUUCAAUCGUUCUUGGAUCGAGCGAUACGAUUCUGCCAUCCUCGAGAUUCGCUUCUUUUCCGUGUAAGCGUGAUUCGAGUGUAAUCGUGUUGGACACCGUCGAUGUCGCCGACAGGACUAUGUAAAGAUGCAAAGACGCGUAUUCGUAAUAGGUUGUACAUUAUGUAUGGAGUACGCUGAGCGCGUAGAUCCACGCAGGGCAUAAUAGUUAGUUAAAGUUAGAAGCGAUAUCGGUUAGGAGAGGGAAAGGUGUUUCGUCCAGCAACCAAGUGUGUGUGUGUGUGUACGCGAACUAGGUCGUGAGAGCAGAGAUGAACAGAAUUUUAUUGGAAUAAUAACAGUAUCGAGCUAUUUGUUAAUUUUUAUUAUUCUCUAGAGUCAUAGAUGAAAUUUCUAUUAAUUUAAUGUCUUUCAGAGACUUUUUACGAUAAAUGAAACUUAACAAAUUUAAUUUAUCUUUUUUGCCUCGCAAGCAGUGUAAUUUUAUUUUAAAUUAAAAUUCUUUUAUUCGUUAUUCCAGAUUGUUAUUCAGGUAAGAAUUCUGCCCAUCUCUGGAUGAGAGUUGCAAAUGGGUCACAAGCAGUGCUAUUACGUGUAAAUUCCGUUUCGAGCGGUUUAAUUUAUUCUCGAAGGUUCUAUAAACGAGAGAAAACAAAUAUAAAAGAAAGGAAAAAUGUGUCGUAUAAAGCGACCGAAUCAUUCAUUUUUGUAUCAGAACAAAGUAUUGCGAGAGAAACGAACAUAUUAAUUAAGAGUGUGUAUAAAAGAGAAAUGGAAGAAGAGAGUAAAUAGCGAGAUACGUAAUAUAUUAUAAUGUACAUGUAAAAAUUGUGUAUUCUCAUAUAAUAAUAGCUGUAAUAAUUUAAUAAAUCCUGUAUAUCGGA
Hylaeus anthracinus is the source of this 6754-nucleotide messenger RNA. It is a transcript of the gene krz, whose product is annotated as beta-arrestin-2. Gene Ontology annotation, cellular component: cytoplasm. Bases 424 to 1905 code for a protein of 493 amino acids. Gene Ontology annotation, biological process: signal transduction; G protein-coupled receptor internalization. The transcript is spliced from 10 exons. The record is from RefSeq and is a predicted model, not a curated record. Gene Ontology annotation, molecular function: G protein-coupled receptor binding. NCBI's taxonomy places the organism in Eukaryota, Metazoa, Arthropoda, Insecta, Hymenoptera, Colletidae.